CCUCCUCCCCUCUCAUCCCUCGAAGUUCGAUGCGAUCGGCUCUUGGCCCUGCCGUGAGUUCUCAGUGCGGGCGACAGCGCUGCUGAACAUGGCGUCAGACGGGAUGAUUUUAACAAACCACGACCACCAAAUCCGGGUCGGAGUCUUGACAGUGAGUGACAGCUGUUUUAGGAACCUGGCAGAGGACCGCAGUGGAAUCAACCUAAAAGAUCUGGUGCACGACCCCUCCCUGCUUGGGGGCUCUAUUUCAGCCUAUAAGAUCGUUCCAGAUGAAAUUGACCAGAUCAAGGAGACUCUAGUGGACUGGUGUGAUGAGAAAGAACUCAAUCUCAUCUUGACAACCGGGGGGACAGGCUUUGCUCCCCGCGAUGUCACACCUGAGGCCACUAAAGAGGUGAUAGAGCGGGAGGCUCCAGGGAUGUCUCUGGCCAUGCUGAUGGGUUCUCUCAACGUCACACCACUAGGCAUGCUCUCUAGACCUGUGUGCGGCAUCCGCGGCAAGACGCUCAUCAUCAAUUUACCAGGGAGCAAGAAGGGUUCACAGGAGUGUUUCCAGUUCAUCCUGCCCGCGCUGCCCCACGCUAUCGACCUGCUACGGGACGCCGUGGUCAAGAUGAAGGAGGCGGUGGACGAGCUAGAGGACCUGCCUUCGCCCCCGCCGCCCCUAUCGCCGCCCCCCAACAGCUCGCCGCGGCGGCAGACUGAGGACAAGGGCGUACAGUGUGAGGAGGAGGACGAUGACAAGAAAGACAGUGGCGUGGCGUCCACCGAGGACUCCUCGUCCUCGCACAUCACCGCAGCCUCCAUCGCCGCUAAGAUCCCAGACUCCAUCAUCUCCAGGGGUGUCCAGGUCCUCCCCAGAGACACAGGCUCUCUGAGCACCACGCCCUCUGAGUCGCCCCGCGCCCAGGCCACCUCACGGCUCUCUACCGCCUCCUGCCCCACGCCCAAAGCGCGGCUCCCCUCCUGUUCAUCCACCCUAAGCAUUGCUGAGGCCUCACGGAGAGAGUUCAGGGCUCACCUGGAUGAGGUCAUCACGCUCAAGUCAAGGUACUCUACCUUGGACCAGCUCCAGUGUAGGUUGGAGGGGCUUAAAGAUGAUCGCAGGACCCAUAGGACCUUCAGCUCUCGACUCUCUCUCUCCUUCUCUCUCUCUCUCUCUUUCUCUCUCUCUGACUGUCCUGUCCCAUCAGGUCACAGUGCGGUGGACAUCACCAAGGUGGCCCGGAGACACCGCAUGUCACCUUUCCCCCUUACCUCCAUGGACAAGGCCUUCAUCACUGUCCUGGAGAUGACCGCUGUGCUGGGGACUGAGAUCAUCAACUACAGAGAUGGGAUGGGCCGAGUCCUUGCUCAGGAGGUUUAUGCCAAAGACAACCUGCCCCCAUUCCCUGCCUCUGUAAAGGAUGGUUAUGCUGUAAGAGCGGCUGAUGGUCCAGGCGACCGCUUCAUCAUCGGAGAGUCCCAGGCUGGAGAACAGCCCACCCACACAGUGAUGCCGGGCCAGGUGAUGAGGGUGACGACGGGGGCUCCUAUCCCCUGUGGGGCAGACGCUGUGGUGCAGGUGGAGGAUACAGAGCUGCUCCGCGAGUCUGAGGACGGCACAGAGGAGCUGGAGGUGCGGAUCCUCGUACAGGCCCGUCCCGGACAAGACAUCCGGCCCAUAGGUCAUGACAUCAAGCGUGGGGAAUGUGUCCUGUCUAAGGGAACCCACAUGGGCCCCUCUGAGAUUGGCCUGCUGGCCACCGUAGGAGUCACCGAGGUGGAGGUGCAGAAGUUCCCUGUGGUGGCUGUCAUGUCCACAGGCAACGAACUGUUAAACCCUGAGGACGACCUCCACCCAGGAAAGAUCAGAGACAGUAACCGUUCCACGCUGCUCGCCACCAUCCAGGAGCACGGAUACCCCACCAUCAACCUGGGCAUCGUGGGAGACAACCCAGAUGACCUGCUGAAUGCCCUAAACGAGGGCAUCAGCCGCGCUGACGUCAUCAUCACCUCUGGAGGGGUGUCGAUGGGAGAGAAGGACUAUCUGAAACAGGUGCUGGAUAUUGAUCUGCAUGCCCAGAUCCACUUUGGACGAGUCUUCAUGAAACCAGGUCUCCCGACAACGUUCGCCACGUUGGACAUGGACGGUGUUCGUAAACUCAUCUUUGCCCUCCCAGGUAACCCCGUGUCUGCUGUGGUGACAUGUAACCUCUUCGUCAUUCCUGCCUUGAGGAAGAUGCAGGGGAUCCUGGACCCACGGCCCACCAUCAUCAAAGCCAGGUUGUCAUGUGACGUGAAGCUGGACCCUCGCCCUGAGUACCACCGCUGCAUUCUGACAUGGCACCACCAGGAGCCUCUGCCAUGGGCCCAGAGCACAGGAAACCAGGUGAGCAGCAGGCUGAUGAGCAUGCGCAGCGCCAACGGUCUCCUGAUGCUACCUCCAAAAACAGAGCAAUACGUGGAGCUGCACAAGGGAGAGGUGGUCGACGUCAUGGUUAUCGGCCGGCUAUGAUGUCAUCAAAGGGGGACGUUGAGAUGGCUUCAUAGAGAGAGGGGGUUCGAAUGGGUGGUUCACGGUGCAUGUCCACAUAUCAUUGACUAUUCUGUAAUAUGCAACGGCACAGCUAGUUUUUCUUGAUUUGGUUAACGUUGAGGUAUAGUCAACAUCUCCAUCACAAACCUAGGUACAUAUGAUACAAAAAAAUAUUAUUAAUUUAAAAGAUUAUAAUAGUAUUUCAAACAAAGAAAAUAUAACUUUCAAAGAAAAAAAAUCUAAUUAUAAAAAGAGAUUUAUUCUGUAAUAUAUUCUUAUGAUUAUUCUUCUUACUAUCAUUGUUAGAUUGUAAGGCAACUUUGUUCCUUUCAUUGUAAUUGCUUUGUGUGUUCAAUGCUAGACCUUAUCAAUAGCAGUAGCAUUUUAAUAGAUCUGUAGGUGCCUGCCAGGACAAAAGAAUAAGAAAUAUUAUUUUCUCAUUUUAGUGGAAAAAAAAGAUCAUUUUUUAAAAUAUAUAUAUAUAUAUCAAGAAAAACCCUGAGGAAGACUCCAGAUUUCCCACGGUGCUUGUGUAAGAGGAAGGAGGGGAGGGUAUAAUCUAGGUCUAUUUCCUCUGUGGUGUGUCGCUUUAACGAUGACACCACACACUUCUAUUUUUCUCUCAUUAGUAUGCAUCACAAUGGCUUGACAAAGAGCUUUGCUUGUUGUUUAUCUUGUGAGUCUUGUUUAUGUGCGCAGUGCCAAAUGCCUGGGCAGGGAUGAGGGUGGUGCUGGAAGGGGGU
This is a messenger RNA of Oncorhynchus tshawytscha (Chinook salmon), 3261 nucleotides long. Its product is annotated as gephyrin. Gene Ontology annotation, molecular function: molybdopterin molybdotransferase activity. The record is from RefSeq and is a predicted model, not a curated record. Bases 89 to 2497 code for a protein of 802 amino acids. Gene Ontology annotation, cellular component: postsynaptic membrane; dendrite; cytoplasm. The transcript has 24 exons. Lineage: Eukaryota; Metazoa; Chordata; Actinopteri; Salmoniformes; Salmonidae. Gene Ontology annotation, biological process: glycine receptor clustering; molybdenum incorporation into molybdenum-molybdopterin complex; establishment of synaptic specificity at neuromuscular junction.